Messenger RNA from Closterium sp. NIES-65, 996 nucleotides. The record is from the annotation of a GenBank genome assembly. NCBI's taxonomy places the organism in Eukaryota, Viridiplantae, Streptophyta, Zygnematophyceae, Desmidiales, Closteriaceae.
AUGAUGGCCAAAGCGCUUUACGACGCUGUAGUCGAACGCUAUUCCUCCCCGUCUUCUGCCACGAUAGGGCGCCUGGCACUACGGUUCCUCUUUCCUGAGCUCGCCGGCUUCACCACAGUAGCCGACCUCAUCACGCACCUACGCUCUCUUGACACUCAUUACGGUGCUGCUCUAGAUGCUGGCUUUCUGGCUGAGAACAAGCCCCCCAUAUAUCUCACCCUCUACUUUCUCACGACUCGCCUCCCUGACACGCUUCGUGCUGUUCGUGAUCACUUCCUCUCUCUCGACCCCACCAAAUUCACCAUAGACUCGUUUGAGAAGCGCCUCUUAGAGGCUGAGUCUGCUGCUCUAGCUAUAGCUGCCUCUCGUGGUACUCCCCUCCCCUCCGUCUUCGAGGGGUGCUCUUCCUCCCUGCUCGUGUCCUCUGUUGCCUCUGCUGCUGCUGUCGACUUCCUUGGUGUUGAGGAGGUUGGUGCUGCGUCUGCUCCUGCUGGGAGGCGCAAGAGCGGCAAGGGCAAGUGGGGCAAGGGUGGGGGUGGUGGGGGAGGUGGGGGUAGCGGUGGUAGUGGCGAGGGCGUUCGUGGAGGAGGCGGUGGGGGAGGAGGGGGCGGUGGCGGCAGUGGAGGUGGAAGGGGUGGUGGGAGCAGUGGAGGUGGUGGAGGGGGCGGGGGUGGCGCUCGGGGUGGAGCUGGAGGGGGUGGAGCUGGAGGCUUCACUACACGCACUGUUACGUCUGGUGGUGCAGCCGGUGGUGGAGGCGGCUCUGGGGGUGGACAGCUGCAGCUCUCGUCGCAGCAGCUUCGGGAGUGGGCAUCUCGCUGCUUCUUUUGCCUUGACGACCUGUAUCGUGCGGAGCGUGGUGAGCAGAUGAAGACUCCUAACUCGUUAACUUUGUGGAAGAAGGACAUCGAUGUCUUUGCUUGUGAUUGGGACAUGAUCCAUGCUGGCAUGUAUGCAAUAUAUGCUGCUUCUGCUAGUGUUGAGGGGGAUUUCUAG